AUGUCUUCUGCUGCCCCCGCUGCAUGGAGACACGCUUCGCGCGUCUGUCAAAGGCGUUUGACAGCCCGCAACCCCUGGACUGGUCCCCGUCAUAUCCUCGCCACCGUCCACGGCGCUCGCUCUUAUGUCACCGAAACCAAGCCCGGUCAAGCCCAGGUCAACGUCGAUGCGGCCAUCAAGGAGGAGCAAAAGUCCUUUAUGAAGCAGGCUGGCAUUGCCCCCCAAAAUGUCGACUUGCCCGGCACCACCACCUCUGCUGAUGCCGCCAUGAGUCCCUCCGCCGGAAUCCUCAAGCAGGCCACCGUGAUGGACCAAGGCACCCGCCCCAUCUACCUCGAUAUGCAAGCAACCACCCCGCUCGACCCCCGUGUUCUGGACGCCAUGCUCCCCUACCUCACCGGUAUCUACGGAAACCCGCACUCGCGCACCCACGCCUACGGAUGGGAGUCGGAGAAGGCUGUCGAGGAGGCUCGCGAGCACCUCGCCAACCUGAUCGGUGCCGAUCCGAAGGAGAUCAUCUUCACGAGUGGUGCGACGGAGAGUAACAACAUGAGCUUGAAGGGUGUGGCUCGCUUCUUUGGCCGUUCCGGCAAGAAGAAGCACCUCAUCACCACCCAGACGGAGCACAAGUGUGUGCUGGACAGCUGCCGACACUUGCAGGAUGAGGGCUUUGAUGUGACCUACCUACCCGUGCAGAGCAAUGGUCUGAUUCGCAUGGAGGAUCUGGAGGCGGCUAUGCGCCCCGAUACUGCCAUCGUCAGUAUCAUGGCCGUCAACAACGAGAUCGGUGUCAUCCAGCCCAUGGAGGAGAUUGGUCGUCUGUGCCGCUCCAAGAAGGUCUUCUUCCACACUGACGCCGCUCAGGCCGUUGGCAAGAUCCCCCUGGAUGUGAACAAGCUGAACAUUGACUUGAUGUCUAUCUCGAGUCACAAGAUCUACGGCCCUAAGGGUAUCGGUGCUUGCUUCGUUCGCCGUCGUCCACGUGUUCGUCUGGACCCCCUCAUCACCGGUGGUGGUCAGGAGAGAGUGGAACUCUGGCCCCCCCAUCUGAUUGUGGGUUUCGGAGAGGCAUGCCGACUCGCCGCGCAAGACAUGGAGUACGACACCAAGCACGUGGAGCGUCUGUCGAAGCGUCUGUCCGAGAGUCUGCUUUCCAUGGAGCACACUACCCUGAACGGUGACCCCAAGGCCCACUACCCCGGCUGUGUGAACAUCUCAUUUGCCUAUAUUGAGGGCGAGUCCCUCCUCAUGGCCCUGAAGGACAUUGCCCUAUCCUCGGGCAGUGCUUGUACCUCUGCGUCGCUCGAGCCCAGCUACGUCCUGCGCGCCCUGGGCAGCAGCGACGAGAGCGCUCACAGCAGUAUCCGUUUCGGUAUCGGUCGUUUCACCAGUGAUGCAGAGAUCGAUUACGUGCUCAAGGCCGUCACGGAGCGCGUGCAGUUCCUGCGUGAACUGAGCCCGCUGUGGGAGUUGGUGCAGGAGGGCAUCGAUCUGAACACGAUUGAGUGGAGCCAACACUGA
This is a messenger RNA of Penicillium cosmopolitanum, 1521 nucleotides long. Its product is annotated as Cysteine desulfurase. Gene Ontology annotation, molecular function: pyridoxal phosphate binding; cysteine desulfurase activity. Gene Ontology annotation, biological process: [2Fe-2S] cluster assembly. The transcript has 3 exons. The record is from RefSeq and is a predicted model, not a curated record. NCBI's taxonomy places the organism in Eukaryota, Fungi, Ascomycota, Eurotiomycetes, Eurotiales, Aspergillaceae. The coding region runs from base 1 to 1521 and encodes 506 amino acids. Gene Ontology annotation, cellular component: mitochondrion; cytosol; nucleus.